CUACUGUGCGUAUGAACUGCAAUCUUUUCUGAAAAAAAAAAAUCACAUGAUCGUCGUGUUUCAGAGAAUAAGAUAGAUUAACGAAAAAUGGCACAUUCGUCACAAAAAGGACGUUUACUUGCAGUAAUUGGAGAUGAGGACACAUGCACCGGUUUUCUACUUGGUGGGAUUGGUGAAAUGAACAAGAGCAGGCAACCCAACUUUAAGGUCAUUGAAAAAGAUACUAGUGUAAGUGAAAUCGAGGAGUCCUUUAAAAGGUUUUUGGAACGUCAAGACAUAGCAAUUAUUUUAAUAAACCAGAAUUUUGCUGAGCUCAUUCGGCAUGUUAUCGAUAACCACACUGAACCAAUUCCUGCAGUUUUAGAAAUCCCAUCAAAAGAUAGUCCAUAUGAUCCAAGCAAAGACUCAAUAUUAAGAAGGGCUAAGGGAAUGUUCAAUGCUGAAGAUUUCAAAUAGUCUCCAGGCUGUCAACAGGGACAUCAGUGGUUGGCAUGGCAACUGUACACAGCCUAUAAUGUUUCCUAGAAAUGCUCAACUCUGUUGUUAAUUAAAUUAUAAUAUUAAUACUGUAGUAAUGACAAUAAUAAUAAUAAUGAAUAUUUAUAAGGC
Molecule: messenger RNA, 609 nt
Organism: Anneissia japonica
Lineage: Eukaryota; Metazoa; Echinodermata; Crinoidea; Comatulida; Comatulidae
Product: V-type proton ATPase subunit F-like
Exons: 4
Coding region: 88-456 (122 amino acids)
Biological process (GO): proton transmembrane transport
Cellular component (GO): membrane; proton-transporting V-type ATPase, V1 domain
Molecular function (GO): proton-transporting ATPase activity, rotational mechanism
Source: RefSeq, a predicted model, not a curated record